ACGCCAUGAGUACUAGAGAGAGAGAGAGAGAGAGAGAGAGAGAGAGAGAGAGAGAGAGAGAGAGAGAGAGAGAGAGGGAGAGAGAGAGAGAGAGAGGAGAGAGAGAGAGAGAGAGAGAGAGAGAGAGAGAGAGAGAGAGAGAGAGAGAGAGAGCUAUGAAGACUCUCUUCUUCACCCCUAUUCUUCCAAAAAAAAAAAAAAUAGCACUUGGCAAGCUCUCUGGUUUUGGCGGCCGGCUCGAUCUUCAUUCGCUCGUGGUGGGCUAAGUGUCAGGCGGGGAAGAUACAGGCGAAGC
Molecule: messenger RNA, 295 nt
Organism: Closterium sp. NIES-67
Lineage: Eukaryota; Viridiplantae; Streptophyta; Zygnematophyceae; Desmidiales; Closteriaceae
Source: the annotation of a GenBank genome assembly